Messenger RNA from Gorilla gorilla gorilla (western lowland gorilla), 1169 nucleotides. RefSeq names its product putative EGF-like and EMI domain-containing protein 1. The record is from RefSeq and is a predicted model, not a curated record. Bases 243 to 788 code for a protein of 181 amino acids. Lineage: Eukaryota; Metazoa; Chordata; Mammalia; Primates; Hominidae. The transcript is spliced from 5 exons. Gene Ontology annotation, biological process: heterophilic cell-cell adhesion. Gene Ontology annotation, molecular function: scavenger receptor activity.
AUGAUGAUGAGCUAGAGGAAGAAGAAGAGGAAUGAGAAGUUGUGAGGUUUCCAGGUCUUCUAUUCAAGAGCCCACCUCAACAGCUUCAUUAUGUUGCUACCUUUCUGCCUCCCACCUACAAAGAUGAAGAAGAUGAGGAGGAAGAGGAAAAAGAUAUUCGUAGAGAACUGACUGCUUUGCACAAUUUUGUCUGUUUAGAUCACAUCUUUGGACACAAUUGCAGCUUGAGCUGCAAGGACUGCAUGAAUGGAGGAAAGUGCCAGGAAGGAAAGAGUGAAUGCUCCUGCCCAGCAGGUUGCCGUGUCAUUCUUUGUAAUGAAAACUGUCUCGAGGGUGCCUACGGAGCUGGCUGCACUUCAGAAUGUCAGUGUGUGGAGGAGAAUACCCUGGAAUGCAGUGCCAAAAAUGGUAGUUGCACCUGCAAAUCUGGUUACCAAGGCAACAGGUGCCAGAAAGAUGGCCUCUGGGGACCAGAGGGCUGGUUCUCCUCUGCACCCUGUGAAAAUGGAGGUCAGUGCAACAAAAAAACUGGAAAUUGUGACUGCACUCCUGAUUACACAAGAAAAUCCUGUACUAUAUCUUGUCCUGAAGAUCACUAUGGGAAGAACUGUGUUCAAUGGUGUUCCUGUGGCUCAGGACAGUGUGACCCAGUGACUGGAGUGUGUCAGUGUCCACCUGGCCGAAUGGGAACCAGGUGUCAGGAAGGUAACAAUGGGCAGGGUCACCUUCUCUGUCCAAGCACUAAAUUAGCUAUGCUGCGAAAGCAGAUUUGGUGCCAACGAAGAUAAUUAUAAUGACAAUAUUUACAAGAAUGUUUUCUGUUAGUGUGACUUUCAAAUAACAUGAAAGUACAUGCUCCCGAGCCGGGCGCGGUGGCUCACGCCUGUAAUCCCAGCACUUUGGGAGGCCGAGGAGGGCGGAUCACGAGGUCAGGAGAUCGAGACCAUCCUGGCUAAAACAGUGAAACCCCGCCUCUACUAAAAAUAUAAAAAAUUACUGGGGCGUGGUGGCGGGCGCCAGUAGUCCCAACUACUCAGUAGGCUGAGGCAGGAGAAUGGCGUGAACCCGGGAGACGGAGCUUGCAGUGAGCCGGGAUCGCCCCACUGCACUGCAGCCUGGGCGACAGAGCAAGACUCAGUCACAAAAAAAAAAAAAAAAAAAAAAAAGGA